Molecule: messenger RNA, 3544 nt
Organism: Scaptodrosophila lebanonensis
Lineage: Eukaryota; Metazoa; Arthropoda; Insecta; Diptera; Drosophilidae
Product: IDLSRF-like peptide
Exons: 5
Coding region: 861-1511 (216 amino acids)
Molecular function (GO): protein binding
Source: RefSeq, a predicted model, not a curated record
UACACUCAAGCGGAGUUGUAAAUAGUUGUUCGAGUUGUUGGCUCGUACUCAAACUGUAGAAAAAUGUAAAAAGUCGACUAACACAUAUUUGUUUGCCUACAAAUUCUUUUCGAUUUUAAUUUUAAACGACAACCGAAACAUAAAAUACAACCAAUAAUAAUUAAAUACGAAACGUUAAUAGCUUGCUAUUUAGUAAACGAAACGAAACGUAACGAAACAACUGCAACAAAAAUAUUUAAGCAAACAACUGCAUAAGGCAACGUAACGAACGUAAAUUAGGAUUAGAGCUAAUUUCUGGUGCGUAUAACUCCAUUAGAACUCAAUUAGCAUAGGAAGGACGGGCGAGACGGAGGAGCAGCCAACGAAACUGGGCAAAGUUUUGUCCAGAGAGACAACUGGAGGCCACAAAUCAAGGUGGUGAGCCAGCCGGCCGGCAACUGCAUUCGACUGGAUCCAGAGCCAGAGCCAGAGCAACGUCAAGGAUAAUUCAAUCAGUCGGCGAGUUAAACGAGUGAGCGAGACAACCCAACAAAGUGGACAGACAGUUGAGAGCAAGGGAGAGCGAGAAGAGAGAGUACACAAGUGCCGACGGCGGCCUCUGAGAAUUGUGCAAGAAGUUUAACGUUGAAUAUAACUAGAAAACUUCUUCAAACACUCGUAUAAAGUGGCAGACGUGCGCGUGUGAACAAAAAUACUGAGAAAAAAAAAGGAAGAAGCACAAAUAAGGGAGCGUGAACUAAACUCAAGAAGUUGCUGCAACGCAGAAACUUAGCGCGUGUUUUAAUUUCGACACGUUCGCUGCUCUUCAAGAACUUCCAAGUGUUUGUGAGUGGUUGGGGAACUCUGAGCUGUUCAGGAGCAUGUCGUCAUCAAUAGUGGCACCACCGCCACCAGCAUCACCCCUGGCCAUGGGCCGUUUGAUUUGGCCAACUUUCGUCUGUUUGCUGCUGCUGCCCAUGUUUGGCAGCAAUGCGAAUGCCAUCGACUUGAGUCGCUUGUACGGGCAUAUGGCAAAUCCGAUCCAGAAGCGUAGCGAUGCCUGCCAUCCGUACGAACCGUUCAAAUGCCCCGGCGAUGGUAAUUGCAUUUCCAUACAAUAUUUAUGCGAUGGUGCGCCCGAUUGCUCCGACGGCUACGACGAGGACAUGCGUCUCUGCACAGCGGCCAAACGCCCGCCUGUCGAGGAAACUGCAUCAUUCUUGCAAAGCUUAAUCGCUUCGCAUGGCCCCAACUAUUUGGAGAAACUUUUUGGCAGCAAGGCACGUGACGCCCUCUCGCCUUUGGGUGGGGUCGAAAAGGUCGCCAUCGCUUUGAGUGAAUCGCAAACGAUUGAGGACUUUGGCGCUGCAUUGCACCUAAUGAGAUCGGAUUUAGAACACUUGCGCUCCGUUUUUAUGGCCGUUGAAAAUGGUGAUCUUGGCAUGUUGAAAUCGCUUGGCAUCAAGGACUCGGAGCUCGGUGAUGUGAAAUUCUUCUUGGAGAAAUUGGUGAACACCGGUUUCCUCGACUGAGUAGCGCCAGAUCCGGCUUCUGGAUUUUAUUAUGCACACUCACAGCCCAUCAAUCCUAAUUUCUAUUCGUAUUUGGGUACACCCUAUGAUAACUACAAUUAUUAGAAGGUGUUCCCCCAAAUACGAAUUCCAUUACUCAUCAAACACACACACACACACACACACACACACACACAUACAUAAGCAGACCUUCAUAAACAUGCACACGAUAUUUUCUCAAACUCUUCGCAAUUUUGUUGAGUUAAUCAAUUUUGGAAACUUUCAGUUUUUGCUUACUAAGCCUACCCAACAACAUUUUUCUCAUUUAUUUGCUCUUUUUCGAAACCUCACCAAACACUUUUUAUACAAAAAUAACAAAAAACGCAAAAUCAAAACAGAAAAAAAAAUUGCAAAACCUAUAGAAAAAAUGAAAAAAAAAAAAUUAUUUAUGCUACUUUUGACUACUUAUCAGAAAAGUUUUGAAGAAAAAUAAGCCAAUCGAAUGCUCUUUACAAAAUUAUAUAAAGAAAAGCUUUCUCCCAAUUUUCUGCGCUUUUUCAUCUGCGUUUUUUCUAUACUCUGCUAUAUAUCAUUAUUGAUUUUGUUGGAAAUAAAGUAACUUUUGUCAAACUUCGAGAAAAUUAAUGCGCGAAUAUUUCAAAUAAACAUUACAAGAAAAACUUCAUGCAAACUUAAAAUGUGGAAGCAGGAUCGUUCGGCAAAAUGGAAAACAAAAACUUAAAGCAAAACUAAAAUGGUAACGAACAAAAUAUAUAUGUAUAUUGUAUAAUGUUUAUAUAUCAGACUUAUUUCUUAUAAACAGAUAAGUAAGUAAUUUUCUCAAUCUAUGUACUUAUGUAUAUCCGAGUGUUUCACAAUGCUUACAAGAACCUCUAGACAAGCAGAUAUCCUAUUGUAUGUUUCAACCGAGGCUAUCAGUAAUGAACCUUCCAAAACCACUAGAGAAGUAUCUUUUGGAGCAACUAUCUAUUUAAAUGAUAACUUUUACUAUCAGUGUCCAAACAGAAACAGAAGCACUAGAAACAUACCCGUACUAGUCUUAUUCUUAAGCAUAGUAGUGUAACUAGAAAGCCCUGCAGCUAUUGUUGUUCGAUUGUCAAACAGGCAUCGGUGUUUCAACGUGCAACCAACCUAUAAAUGUUGAUAUAUACAUACAUAUCUAUUUAUAUAUACAUAUUUACAGCACUUAUUUAUUGUCUAAAUAUUAGGAAGUUAAUUAUUCAAUGACAAAAGCGCCCCAAAAAACAAGAACAUUUUUGGAACCCCCUAGAAUUUCGCCGGGCUACUAAUCAUCUAACGCCCCCAAAUAAUGAAGAGACACAGACACCCAUUAAGAACAAUUGGGUUGCAUAAUUCACGGAUUCAAACCAACUAAUGUGUCUACAAAUAUGCAUAAAUAUUAUUAUGUUCAAUCAAAAACAAGCUAUAAAAUGACAAAAAAAAUUUAAAAAUGUUUUUAAAAAAUAUAUAAAAAAAAUUAUACCGCUUUACUAACGUUCUUAAAUCGAUAGCCUAAGCUGCUUUUUCCGACCACUCUCAUUAGUUUUAUUUAAAUACUUUCUAUUUAGUAAAAAAAAUAUAGAAAAUUUGGUAACCAAAACGAGAGUUCAUUGUAAAGUUUGAGCAGCCAAUUUUGUGGCAGGAAACUGACCCAACGAACCGAACAAAUCGAGUGACAAAAUUGGCUACUCUAACAAAAAUAUUUAACCCAGACAAAAAAUUAUAUAGAAAGUCUAGGGAAGUCGUUGCACUAUUUUAAAAAUUAAGAAUCAAAUAUACAUAUAUAUAGUAUACAAUAUAUAUUCAAAUGCCCAAAAACAAGCUGUUGAAACAAAGAAUAAAAGAGCAUGGAAUUGCGACUAAGUGACUAAAAAGAAGAGCACAAAUGAAAGUUGAAGAAUGCAGAAAACAGAGCAGAAAGUAAACGAACCCAACGUUCUCGAGCAGUACAACCUAACAGAAAUAAUAGAGAAAUGCAGCAAAAUGAAUGCAACAAAAAGUUAAAAAACAAACACUGAUUAGAAACAAAAAAA